This is a messenger RNA of Chironomus riparius, 1217 nucleotides long. The record is from the annotation of a GenBank genome assembly. Lineage: Eukaryota; Metazoa; Arthropoda; Insecta; Diptera; Chironomidae.
AUUUAAUUUUCAGAAAUGGAAAGUUAUAAGGAAUAUCUCGUAUUUUCACCCGAUUAUCAAACAAAAAUUGCAUUUUUAUCCGUAGAAAAUGUACAAAAAAGCUUUACAAUUGAUAUAGAUUGGGAUUUUCCUGUUAACAAUGAAAAAAUGAAAAUGUUUCUAGAUAUAGCAAAUGACGAGGAAAAUAAACAAAUUCAAAGCAAAGAAGAUAUAGAAAAAUCUAUCAAUAACAUUGCUAUCAAUGAAUCAAACAACUUGAUUGCCUUCACAUCAAAUGACAAAUCAUUAUUUUUGUGUAAAAUUGAAGAAUCAUCGGUUAAAACUUUGAGCCGGCGAUGCUUUUUACGAACAUCCAGUUGCAUUAGAUUCUCAAAUUGUGGAAAGAAAUUAUAUCUUGCUGAUAAAACUGGAGAUGUUUUUGAGUACAUGACUGAUGAAAAUAACUUCAAUACGGCAGGAAAAUGGGUUUUUGGACAUAUCUCCCAAAUUCUUGACUUAAAGGUGUCUAUUGAUUCCAAAUACAUCUUUACGAGUGACCGUGAUGAAAAGAUUCGUGUGACUAAUUCUCCAAAUUAUCAUGAAAUUGAAAUGUUUUGUCUUGGACAUAAAGAAUUUGUAUCCUCGUUAACACCAUUAAAUAAUAGCACUAUAAUUUCAAUUUCUGGAGAUGGAACUUUGAGGCUUUGGAAUUUGCUUAGUGGAAAUCAACUCUAUUUCACAAAGUUUUCAUUCACUCCAAUUUUAUUGAAACAUUAUCCACAGACAUCAAGUGAAGGCAUUCUAUGUAUUUCAACUUCCGAUUUUAGCAUUAAAGUGUACGAAUAUCAGUUGAUAGACAAUAAUGCUUUGAAACUGCAUUUAUUGGGAGAGAAACAAUAUAGUAGCGAUGUAGAGAUGGCAAUUUUAAAAGGGAAUUUUUAUAUUGAACAUAUUGAGGAAGUGGAUGGCGUCAAGAAAGUUUUUAUUGACAAAAUCCAGAUUGAGAACAAAGUUGCAGCCUUUGAAGCACUAAAAGAAGACAUCCUCACAAUCUUAAACUAUACAAGUAAUUCAAGUGUGAAAAUUGUAAAGCCAUUUGAUGUGUCUUUAUUGUUUAAGAAUACUGGAAAGUUUGAUAACUUGAAGCAGUACAUUGACCGAAAAAAGGCGAGAAUUGAAAAUCAGGCGAUGAAAAAGAAAAAGGAAUAAUAAAAAUCCUGUAUUAUAUUUUUUAUUAA